AUGGAUUGAAAACCUUCAAUUAUGUAUGCAAAUUGGACAGAAUUUUCUUUUAUAAUUGCAUUUAUCUUCUAUAAUAUGUUGGCAAAAUUUCACUUUGCUUAUCUAUUGCAAAUUAAUUUUAAAAUGUCAAAAAAUAUUUUGGCAUAUCAUUACAUAUAAAAUUGAGUCUAUGGCAUUGUCAAGAUGUUUUUGACAUUUUAAAAUUAAUUUACCAUAGAUAAGUAAAAUGAAAUUUAUGCAAGAGAUCAUAUUUCUUUCAAGCAUUUUUUUUCGAUUUAGUUGAAACCAAAAAAACUGUGCCAAAGAAUUUUUCUAAAAUAAUAUCUAUUUUUUCUCCUCUCUAUUUUCUUAUUCCUCACAAACUUUUUAGUUUUAUUCAAUAUAUCAUUCCCAUUCCAAUUAUCAGCUUUUUUCUUCAAAUUAAAAUUGUUAGAUUUUUAUCGUCAUUUUUGUAA
This is a messenger RNA of Blepharisma stoltei, 455 nucleotides long. NCBI's taxonomy places the organism in Eukaryota, Ciliophora, Heterotrichea, Heterotrichida, Blepharismidae. The record is from the annotation of a GenBank genome assembly.